AUGUCUGCCCCCAACGACAAGCCCUCGACCCUCCAGUCGUACGUCGACUCGGCCACCGGCACCCUCCAGAGCGCCCUCGGGAGCAUCACUGGCAGCACCGGCGACAAGACUGAAGGCGAGGCCCGCAAGGACAAGGCCGAGCUCGAGAACGAAGCCUCUCACGCGGCCGUCAAGGUCCCCGGCGGCACCGUCUCGACCUCUGGCGUUGCCCGCGACGACCCCAACCGCACCGAGGGAUCCUGGAACCAGACCGUGGGCGCCGCGAAAGAGACUGUUGGUGGCCUCAUCGGCAACCAGUCCCUUAAGAACGCUGGCCGUCAGCAGAACCUCGAGGGUCAGCAGCAGGAGGCUCGUGGCCAGCUGAGCGACCUUGGCUCUGGCAUCGGCGACCGUGUCCAGGGCACUCUCGGCGGUGCCGUUGCCGGACUCACAGGUGACAAGGAAGGCCAGGCUCACUACAACUCGCUCCAUGACGAAGGCAAGACGAAGCAGCGUGGCGUGGAGGCCGACCUUCAGAAACAGGCCGAGGCAGAGCACAAACAGUAA
This is a messenger RNA of Ilyonectria robusta, 546 nucleotides long. RefSeq lists its product as uncharacterized. The record is from RefSeq and is a predicted model, not a curated record. The transcript has 2 exons. Lineage: Eukaryota; Fungi; Ascomycota; Sordariomycetes; Hypocreales; Nectriaceae. Bases 1 to 546 code for a protein of 181 amino acids.